UGCAUGGUGGGACUCUUUCCCAUGGCACGUGUACUGGGGAAGCGGACUGGGGGCGGGCACACGGGUCUGGGUUCAGCCCGGCACCGGCACGUGGUCGCCUCGACGUGACCUCCAUCGCGAUGCCCCGCGCGCCCGGGUGCCAGGCCGUCCGCGCCCUGCUGCGCACCCGCUACCGCGAGGUGUUGCCACUGGAGACCUUCGUGGGGCGCCUGGGACCCGAGGGCCACCAGCUCGUGCGACAGGAUGACCCUGAGGCCUUCCGCACCCUGGUGGACCAAUGCCUGGUGUGCGUGCCUUGGGAUGCCCACCCUCCCCCAGCCUCCCCCUCUUUCCGUCAGGUGUCCUCCCUGAAGGAGCUGGUGGCCAGGGUCCUGCAGAGGCUCUGUGAGCGCGGCUCCAGGAACGUGCUGGCCUUUGGCUUCGCGCUGCUGAACGGGGCCCGGGGUGGACCGCCCAUCGCCUUCACGACCAGCGUGCGCAGCUACCUGCCCAACACGGUCACCGAGUCCCUGCGCGUGAGCAGCGCGUGGGCGCUGCUGCUGCGCCGCGUGGGCGACGACGUGCUGGCCCACCUGCUGUCGCGCUGCGCGCUCUACCUGCUCGUGCCUCCCAGCUGUGCCUACCAGGUGUGCGGGUCGCCUCUGUACGAACUGGGCUCCCCCGCCGAUGCCUGGCCCCUGUCCUCCGUGGCGUCUCCCGGCCGCAGGUGGUCGAUGCCACGCGCACCGGGGAGACACAGGAACCUUGGAGGCACCAGCCGGCUAUGGGAGGCGCCAGCCCAAGGUGCCAAGCGACGUCUGGACGGUCCAAGCGCAAGUCUGCCUUUGGCCAAGAAGCCCAGGUACCACCUACUGCAGGAAGAAGGACCCGGCAGGCGGGCAACUGCAGCCCACCAGGGCAAGGCGUGCGUUCCAGGUCCUGCCGAGACUUCUCCAAGAGUUGUCGUGGAGGCCACAGGUUCGGAGGGAAAGGCAUCGAGUUCCGGCGCCGCGCGCGUCUCCUCCGCAUCGCUAUGGUCUGAGUAUGAAACCAGCUCUCCGACGUCACCUGUGUCACGGCCGUGCCAGGAUGCCCUGCGGCCCCAGCCAUGUGUGGAGACCAAACGCUGCCUCUAUUCCUGGCCGGGUGGCCAAGAGCGACUGGGUCACACGUUCCUGCUCAGCACCCUGCGGCCCAGCCUGACGGGCGCCCGGAGGCUCUUGGAGACCAUCUUUCUAGGCCUGCCACCAAAGGGGUCCGCAGCUCCCCGCAGCACGCGCCGUCUGUCGCCUCGCUACUGGCGGAUGCGGCCCCUCUUCCAGCAGCUGCUUUCAAACCAUGCCCGGUGCCCGUACCGUGCGCUCCUCAGGACGCACUGCCCGCUGCGGGUCACAGCCAGCCGGUCCCGGACACCUGCGGCCGCCCCCGAGGACACGGGACCGCAGGCUGUCAUACGGCUGCUCCGCUGUCACAGCAGCCCCUGGCAGGUGUACGCGUUCCUGCGGGCCUGUCUGCGAAGGGUGGUGCCCCCAGGUCUCUGGGGUUCCAGGCACAACGAGCGUCGUUUCCUGAGGAACACGAAGAAGUUUCUCUCCCUGGGCAAGCACUCCAAGCUCUCUCUGGGAGAACUGACCUGGAAGAUGAGGGUGCAAGACUGUGUCUGGCUGCGCAGUAGCCCAGGGGCCAGCUGCGUGCCAGCUGCGGAGCACCGCCUGCGGGAGAGGGUGUUGGCCUCGUUCCUGUUCUGGCUGCUGGACACGUACGUGGUCCAGCUGCUGCGAUCGCUGUUCUACAUUACGGAGACCACGUUCCAGAAGAACAGGCUCUUCUUCUACCGCAAGAGCGUGUGGAGCAAGUUGCAGAGGCGCGGGGUCAGGCAGCACUUUGAGAGAGCGCGGCUGCGGGAGCUGUCCCCAGCCGAGGUCAGGCGACACCAGAAAACCUGGCCGUCCGUACCAACUUGUAAACUGCGUUUCAUCCCCAAGCCCAGUGGUCUCCGGCCUAUUGUGAACAUGGACACCAGAGGCCUCCACAGAGAGAGGAAGGGUCAGCAUUUCACCCAGCGCAUCAAGACUUUGUUCAGUGUUCUCAACUACGAGCGGGCACAGCAUCCCGGCCUCCUGGGGGCGUCUCUGCUGGGCAUGGAUGACAUCUACAGGGUCUGGAAGGCCUUUGUGCUACGUGUGCGUGCUCAGGACCCCACACCCAGACUGUACUUUGUGAAGGCGGAUGUGACGGGGGCAUAUGACGCCAUCCCCCAGGACAAGCUUAUGGAGGUGGUUGCCAGCGUGAUCAAGCCCCAAGAAAACACGUACUGUGUCCGUCAUUAUGCUGUGGUUCAGAGAUCGGCCCAGGGCUACAUCUGCAAGUCCUUCAGGAAACAGGUCUCCACCCUCUCCAACCUCCAGCCGUACAUGCGCCAGUUUGUGGAGCAGCUGCAGGACGCGAGUGCCCUCAGGGACGCCGUGGUCAUCGAGCAGAGCUCCUCUCUGAACGAGACCAGCAGCAGCUUGUUUGAUUGCCUCCUGCACUUUGUGCGUAACAGCGUCCUGAGGGUUGGCGGCAGGUGCUACGUCCAGUACCAGGGGAUUCCACAAGGCUCCAUUCUGUCCACCCUGCUCUGUAGCCUGUGCUAUGGGGACAUGGAGAACAAACUGUUUGCCGGAGUUCAGCAGGAUGGGGUGCUCUUGCGUUUAGUCGAUGACUUCCUGUUGGUCACACCUCAUCUGGCCCAGGCGAAAGCCUUCCUCAGAACCCUGGUCCAAGGUGUGCCCGAGUAUGGCUGCACGAUAAACCCGCAGAAGACGAUCGUGAACUUCCCUGUGGAGGGCAGCGCCCGGGACGCCACGGUCCCUCCCCAGCUGCCCGCUCACUGCCUGUUCCCCUGGUGCGGCCUCUUACUGGACACCCAGACGCUGGAGGUGUUCUGCGACUACUCCAGCUAUGCCGGAACCUCGAUCAGGGCCAGCCUCACCUUCCACUGUGGCUCCAAUGCCGGGAGUGUCAUGCGUCACAAGCUCUUGGCGGUCCUGCGGCUGAAAUGUCACAGUCUGUUCCUCGACCUGCAGGUGAACAGCCUCCGUACCGUCUGCAUCAACGUGUAUAAAAUCUUCUUGCUUCAGGCCUACAGGUUGCACGCGUGCGUACUGCAGCUUCCGUUUGACCAGCGAGUUCAGAAGAACCCUUCCUUCUUCUUGACCGUCAUCUCUGACAUGGCAACCUGCUGCCACGCCACCCUGAGAGCCAAGAACGCAGGGAUGUCACUUGGAGGCAGGGGUGCCUCGGGCCCAUUUCCGUCUGAAGCUGCUCGAUGGCUCUGCUACGAGGCCUUCCUGCUCAAGCUGUCCUGCCACCCCGCCACCUACAAGCGUCUCCUGGGGCCCCUCAGGACUGCCCGAGAUCAGCUGUUCCAGAAGCUUCCCGAGGCAACAGUGGCCAUCCUCAAGGCAGCAGCUGACCCUACCCUGACCACAGACUUUAAGAACAUCCUGGACUAACCAGCCCUCCUCAGAUAGGAUAACCGUGGACUUUGGUCCCUCCCCUUCGGGGUCUGUAUUGCAUUGGAGCUGGCCUGUGUGAGGCUGGUGGUCCACCUAAGACCCCCCCCGAGCCGUGGGCGGUAGGACUGAGGUGUACCCUGAUGUCCUGCUUCCUGUGCCGGGCUCAGUUUCUUCCCUGGUGUCUUCAAGGAAACAGAGCCCACCCACUGAGGCGCUCAAAUGACAGGGGACCCCCCCUUCCUCCCCCCCUCCUUCAGCCACCAUAUGCCAGGAGGAGGAAGGGGACCUGUGUGGGCUUGGGACUGUGGGAGAUACCCUGGCCCAUGUUGUCAGGAGCCUUGUCCUCCCUGCCCUCACAGUGGGGGCUCUUGCACCCAGUUUCUCGUGUGCUGCUAGGCUGUCUGGUUUGGAAUUAGGGGUUGGUGGGGGGGGGGUGACUUCUUGCUGACUACCCAUCCUGGGGUAAACAUGGACCCCAUGUCACCCAGGCCUUAUAAAAAGCCAUGAACUUUCGCAAAGUA
Jaculus jaculus (lesser Egyptian jerboa) is the source of this 4000-nucleotide messenger RNA. It is a transcript of the gene Tert, whose product is annotated as telomerase reverse transcriptase. Gene Ontology annotation, cellular component: telomerase catalytic core complex. The transcript has 16 exons. Bases 120 to 3476 code for a protein of 1118 amino acids. Gene Ontology annotation, molecular function: telomerase RNA binding; telomeric repeat DNA binding. Gene Ontology annotation, biological process: telomere maintenance via telomerase. Lineage: Eukaryota; Metazoa; Chordata; Mammalia; Rodentia; Dipodidae. The record is from RefSeq and is a predicted model, not a curated record.